UUAGUUUUUCUAAAGUGAAUUUAUUUAAUAUAUAGUUUUUUCCGCCAUUAAAGGAGCUCUCACUGGUAUUUGAAGUCACUGUUUGAGUUCUGGUACUCACUUUUCCUUACUGGAGGAAAAGGCAACUCUUCCGGACUCGCUUCCGGGAAAGCGAAAUUUCCAGUUUUGGAUCUAUGAACUGAAGAAGAAGAAGAAGACUAAAGUUCUUUCUCUUUUUUGUGUUUUUGUUUUGUUUCUUUCUUCUUUUUAUGAUUUUUGGAUUGUAUAUUGACGGUCUCAGAUCUCCAUUAGUGUUUGUUGUAUUUCUCUAUAAAUAAAUCUUAGCGUUUUUUUACGCACUCCAAGCUGCGGCGUUGGUGUUUGGCACGAUGAAGUCGACAACUCGGCUUGAUUCUGUGGUGUUUCAGCUCACUCCUACUCGAACCAGGUUUGAUUUGGUCAUCAUUGCCAAUGGGAAGGCGGAGAAAAUUGCCUCAGGGUUGCUGAACCCAUUUCUUGCCCACUUGAAGACAGCCCAAGAACAGAUGGCUAAGGGAGGUUACUCAAUUACACUUGAACCAAAUUCUGGGAGUGAUGCAACAUGGUUCUCAAAUGGCACCGUAGAGAGGUUUGUCCGGUUCGUGAGCAAUCCGGAAGUCUUGGAACGAGUGAAUACCAUAGAAUCAGAGAUCUUACAGAUUGAGGAGGCGAUUGCCAUUCAGGGUAACGAGAAUCUAGAAUUGAGCACUGUUGAAGACCAUCAAACCAGAUCUGUGGAAAGCAUUGAAGGUAGCAAGCCUGUACAUGAUGUCGAUGCGGAGAAAGCGAUAAUCCUAUACCAGCCCGGGUCACAUCCACCUGAAUCAAAUGGAUCCACCAUGCAGGAGGAAAAUUCAAAAGUCAAGCUCCUGAAAGUACUGGAGACUCGCAAAACUGUGCUGCAGAAAGAACAAGGCAUGGCCUUUGCACGUGCUGUAGCUGCAGGUUUUGACAUGGACCACAUGUCACCUUUGAUAUCAUUUGCGGAGUGCUUUGGGGCGACACGGUUGAUGGAAGCAUGCAUAAGGUUUAUGGAGUUAUGGAAGGAGAAGCAUGAAACUGGUCAAUGGCUUGAAAUUGAAGCAGCUGAAGCAAUGUCUAACCGAUCAGACCUGUCUUCCAUGAAUACCUCUGGCAUUAUGCUUCCCAGUGAGAUCAAGAAACAAAAGGAAUUUAGUGAAGCAUGGCCUGAAUCCCGUGGUGAGUUGGGCUUAGAAAGCAAUGGGAAAGCAAAUGGUGCUGAUGCAGAUAUGAGUUCACAUCAAAAUGGAGAUAAAAAGGGUCACAUGGAUCCACAAUUUCCAUUGGGCCACCAUGAAUAUUUUCAAGGACAAUUCCAGCAUCCUAUGUUCCCUCAAUGGCCUAUUCAUUCUCCACCUGGUGCUCCACCAGUCUUCCAAGGAUAUCCCAUGCAAGGCAUGCCUUACUAUCAGAGUUAUCCAGGAAAUGGCCCAUUUUUCCCACCACCCUAUCCUCCUCCAGUGGAGGAUUCUAGAUUCAAUGCUGCACAAAGGAUGGGACAGAAAAGGCAUUCCAUGGACAGUAAAGAUAGCAACACUGAAUCAGAGAGGGAGAUGGGUGCCUCUUAUAAACAAUCACCGGAUGGCUCGGAGUUGGAGAAGGAAGGUUCUCGAUUUCGAGAACCACGAAGAAAGGCUGGUCGAUCAGAUAAAAGACAGUCAGGCAUGGUUGUCAUUCGGAACAUCAAUUAUGUUACAUCAAACAGACAGAAUUCAUCAGAAAGUGAAUCGAAUUCAGCUUCUGAUCCUGAAACCGAUGAAGAACCUGAGGAUGUACAAAUUGAUGCUCAGGAUGAGAAGCAUAAGAAUCGUACAAGAUCUUCAAAAAGUAAAGGAAGCCACACAAAAUCGAAUGAUACUCGGGAUUCAUAUGAUAAGGAUGAGACAGUGUAUGGACAGGGAGCAGAUGGUGGACACUGGCAAGCAUUUCAGAACUGUUUACUGAGAGAUGAUAAUGAAAAUACAUAUGUGGGCAAUGAAGGCAUAUUUGCUAUGGAAAAAGAGUCAAAAGUUAGGAGAAGGCAAAAUACAGUUGGAGAUCCUAUAGUUCCUCAUGGACGAGAUUCAAGAGAAGUUCAAGAAGGGAGGAUGACCGAAUUUGAUACAAUCAGUGCCAAGCUGUCCCGCAUGUUGAAGUUAGAAAAUGAGGAGUUGCUACUCUCUAAAGGACAGUUACCUGGUGGAGGAACCAGAGAUGGUCAAGUGGAUGUACAGUUGACAGAGAUUGAAGGUGGAAGGCGGCCAUAUAGAAGGACUUCUGAUGAUGAUUUCAUGAUAUAUGGACGAGAAAAUCAUUCAGGGGUUACAAAGUCUUUCUCAGAUCCACUGACUGGUAAUGAAUUUGGGCAUCCAGCAAAUAACUCGGACAGGAGCUCAUCACAUAAUGUAACUGAUGAAUCCUUUAUAGUUCCUCUCAGGGCAAAUUCAGCAGAUCAGGUUGGAACUGAUAGCAGAAUGGCAAUGGAUAUUGGUUCUGAGCUACCAUCUGCACUCCAGAAGACAGAAAACUCAUCUGGUAGGAUUAUGGCCCAACUCAGCUAUGAGCCAGAUGAUUUGAGCUUGAUGCCAGAACGUGGGACAGAGAGGGAAACUAUUGGUUAUGACCCUGCAGUUGACUAUGAAAUGCAGGUGCAUACCGAAGAUGUCACAGUAAAGAACAGAAACAAGGAAGAGAAUGUGACUAAGGUUGGUUCAAAGAAGUCAGACAAGGAUAAGAAUUCCAAAGUAAUAAGAGAUGGUUUGGAUAAGAGGAAGAUUGAAGCAGCAAUGAGGAAAGGGAAGCCAUCAAAAUUGAGUCCUUUGAUUGAAGCACAAGCACGUGCUGAAAGACUAAGGUCCUUCAAAGCUGACCUUCAGAAAGUGAAGAAAGAGAAGGAAGAGGAAGAGGCACAGAGGUUGGAAGCUUUGAAGAGAGAGAGGCAAAAGAGAAUCGCAGCACGAGGAAGUUCUGGCCCUGUUCCAUCGCCAUUAUCCUCUCAGCAGUCCAGAUCACGGUUGCCUAUGAAACUGUCCCCAAGUGCUCAGAAAUCAAAGUUCAGUGACUCGGACCCUGCACCAGCAUCACCUCUACAAAGGUUGCCUAUCAGAGCUGCUUCUAUUGGUUCCAGUGAUUCUCAGAAAAUCACUAAAAUCAGUAGAUUAAAUAGUGGUCCUCUAGGGGGAAAUGGGUUAAGCCAGUCACUGUCAUCAUUACCUGAGCAGAAAAAAGAGAUUGAUGGCAUCACCCCUGAAUCGAAGACAACUACAAUGAGAACAAGGAGAUUAUCAGACCAUAAAACAAGCAACGGUCAUCAUGUUUCUUCAGUAAAGUCACGAAGUGCUGAGCCAGUAUCAAAGCCAAAAUUAUCGAAUGGGCCUGAGAUCAAGAAGAUCUCUGCAAUUAUGAGCCUUGACAGAACUAAGGCUGCAACUCUUCCGGAACUCAAGAUUAGAACCUCAAAAGGGCCUUCAGUCGUUGACCAGAAUAAAUCAGCAGCAAAAGAAGCAAAACAAAAAACAAAUCUAAACAAAUCUUCUGUAUCUUCAGAAGACAUCAAACUGAGGAGCAAUGAUAAAACUGUGCAUAGUAGCAGCGGAGAUGAAAACCCAAUUAUUGAGAAGACUGUUGUGAUGCUUGAACCUGAGGUACCCCCCAUUUCUGUUGCACAUUCAUCUGAAGAGAGCAUGGAAACAAAAAGGGGACCAUAUGAUGAAGAUAAAGCAGGAGCGAAGACAGAGGUGGUUUCAGAGUAUGCUGCCAUCCGUGCCCCAGUGUCACCACUUAAUAGAGAUUCCAGUGAAUGUCACUUAGACGAGAGGCCAGGUUUUUCUGAGGUGACAAAAGACUAUGGAAUGGAGGAAUUAACAAAGGUUUCAAGUAUCAGUAUUGCUGAAAAUCCAUAUCAGGUCCCGUAUGCUCGAGCUUCAUCAUUGGAAGAUCCAUGCACUACAAAUUUGGAGUUCAGCAAAGCUUCAGCAACAACUUCAGCGAUGGGAGCAAUAAGCACAGAGACUACCAAGGCUCAUGUAUCUGGUUUGACAGUCCUAAACUCUUCAGGAAAAAAUCCAGAAGCCUUGGAGAAGCCUCGGAAUAAGGAAUCUAAAGGGUUUAAAAGGCUGCUGAUGUUUGGGAGGAAAAACCACAGUUCAACUGCCGCUGAGUGCAACAUGGAAUCAGAUAAAUAUAGUGUAGAUGGCUCUGAGGCUGAACAUGAUCCAUCAACUGCUGCUUCUGAUGAAGCCAAUAUGCUGAAGAAUCUCAUCUCUCAAGACGAAACACCAAAGGCAGUCACUACUCCACAGAAGGUUUCUAGACCAUUCUCUUUGUUGUCACCAUUUCGAAGCAAGAACAGUGCAAAGAAGCUGACAACAUGAUGAGAAGAUGUCAGAAGAUAUUAAGGCGGCGAGGCAGAUUGAGUGUGUUUCUUUUGCCCUUUUUUUUUAUAAAUUGCAUCAGCCUAAUAACCCCCUAAGAAAAAAUGUAGUUAUAGAUAAAUUUGAUUGAUUUUACAUGUAUUGCUGAAAAACUGGGUAUUUUGUCCAUUCGAGUCCGUGAAUGCCCAAGUGUGAAUUGUUCUGCUGCUUGUCUAUUGGUUGUUUUGGUCCCCAUGAACAGUACUUUGUACUUGGUCUGUGAA
Telopea speciosissima is the source of this 4654-nucleotide messenger RNA. RefSeq names its product COP1-interacting protein 7-like. The transcript has 13 exons. The coding region runs from base 369 to 4391 and encodes 1340 amino acids. The record is from RefSeq and is a predicted model, not a curated record. NCBI's taxonomy places the organism in Eukaryota, Viridiplantae, Streptophyta, Magnoliopsida, Proteales, Proteaceae.